UAUAAAGCUGUAAAGAUACCUAUUAUUCAACUUGGUGUGUCACUUCACAACCAUACAUAAUUCCCAAACCGAUUGCACUUAAAACCCUAACCCUAGAAAUCAGACUCUGAGAUAAAUGACGCAGAAGGCGAAUCUAUUCAAGGGUAAAGCCAAGAAGAAAUCAAUUCCUCCCAAUCGUCAUGGGAAAGCCCCUGUUACUCGCAAAGGAAAGAGAUUCGUGAAGCCAUCCAAGGUCACAAAGGAGAUGGAUGCUGAUCGUGUAAGUCCCUUUAGCUCAUCUUUUAUUCCCACUCACUUUAUUCCUUUUGGGUGUUCAUAGUUCUGAGCA
Molecule: messenger RNA, 328 nt
Organism: Vigna umbellata (rice bean)
Lineage: Eukaryota; Viridiplantae; Streptophyta; Magnoliopsida; Fabales; Fabaceae
Source: RefSeq, a predicted model, not a curated record